This is a messenger RNA of Trichomonas vaginalis G3, 468 nucleotides long. Its product is annotated as Chain S Ribosomal Protein S13p/s18e. The record is from RefSeq and is a predicted model, not a curated record. Lineage: Eukaryota; Parabasalia; Trichomonadida; Trichomonadidae. Gene Ontology annotation, cellular component: small ribosomal subunit; cytosol; ribosome. Bases 1 to 468 code for a protein of 155 amino acids. The transcript has a single exon. Gene Ontology annotation, biological process: translation. Gene Ontology annotation, molecular function: RNA binding; structural constituent of ribosome.
AUGCCUAUCGAGGUUACUGAUCCAGCAGCUUUCCGUGAUAUGGUCCGUAUGCUCUCAACUAACGUUGAUGGUCGCCGUCCACUCUACCUUGCUCUCACAAACAUCUCUGGUAUUGGCCGCAGAUUUGCAUACGCUGUUGUUCGCCGCGCAGGCCUUGACCCACUCCGCCGUGCUGGUACACUCACACCAAAGGAGGAAGAACUCAUCGUUUCAAUCAUCCAGAACCCAACUGAACACCAAAUCCCAGUUUGGAUGCUCAACCGUCGUUUCGACCGCGCUACAGGUCAAAACACUCACUGGGUUGCUACAGAUCUCGGUGCUAACAUUCGUGCUGAAAUCGAAAGAAUGAAGAAGAUGCGUAUGAAACGUGGUAUCCGCCAUGGUCUUGGUCUUAAGGUCCGUGGCCAGUGCACAAAGUCUACAGGCCGCCGCGGUGGUGCCCUCGGUGUCGAGCGCAAGAAAGAUUAA